Messenger RNA from Capsicum annuum, 1034 nucleotides. RefSeq names its product actin-related protein 2/3 complex subunit 1A. The record is from RefSeq and is a predicted model, not a curated record. Gene Ontology annotation, biological process: Arp2/3 complex-mediated actin nucleation. NCBI's taxonomy places the organism in Eukaryota, Viridiplantae, Streptophyta, Magnoliopsida, Solanales, Solanaceae. Gene Ontology annotation, cellular component: Arp2/3 protein complex; actin cytoskeleton. Gene Ontology annotation, molecular function: actin filament binding.
CCCCACAGUUUUGUCCUUUUCUCUUUGAUCAACAAAAGCAUUUUGGAUUCUUGAAAUAAACUAUUAUAAAUUACAAAUUUACUCAGCAUUUUCAUUUCUAGAUCUCAUUUUGCAGGCCAGAAAAUAAAAUGGCAGCAAGUUCAGUACAUAAAUUUGCUCAGUGCAUUACUUGUCAUGCUUGGAGUCCUGACCUAUCCAUGAUUGCACUUUGUCCUAACAACAGCGAAGUACAUAUUUAUAAACUAUCCGAAGACAAGUGGGAGAAGGUCCAUGUUCUUCAAAAGCAUGACCAAAUUGUUUCUGGUAUAGAUUGGAGUUACAGAUCCAACAAAAUAGUCACUGUUUCUCAUGACCGUAAUUCAUAUGUGUGGAACCAAGAAACAACAGGGUGGGUUCCUACUCUGGUUAUUCUCAGGCUGAAUCGUGCAGCACUUUGUGUGCAGUGGAGUCCAAAAGAAAACAAGUUUGCUGUUGGAAGUGGAGCUAAAACUGUUUGUAUAUGCUACUACGAGCAAGAAAAUAACUGGUGGGUGAGUAAGCUUAUCAGGAAAAGGCAUGAUUCAUCUGUAACAAGUAUUGCCUGGCAUCCGAAUAAUGUUCUCCUAGCAACAACAUCCACUGAUGGUAAAUGUCGAGUAUUUUCAACAUUCAUUAAAGGCGUUGACGCAAAAGACUCUGCAAUGGGGAGUUCUGCAGAUACCAAAUUUGGAGAGCAAAUUGUCCAGCUUGAUCUCUGCUUCUGCUGGGCUUUUGGUGUCAGAUGGUCCCCUAGUGGCAACACCUUAGCAUAUGUAGGUCAUAACUCAAUGAUAUACUUCGUUGAUGAAGUUGGUCCCUCUGCUGCAGCACAAAGUGUAGCAAUCCGAGAUUUGCCUCUUCGUGAUAUAUUGUUUCUUUCUGAAAGGAUGGUUGUUGGAGUGGGAUUUGAUUGCAAUCCGAUGGUCUUUGUGGCAGAUGAUAGUGGACUCUGGAGUUUCUUGAGAUUCCUUGAUGAACGGAAAGCAGUGUCUUCAAGUGCCAAAUAUGGAUCACAG